Molecule: messenger RNA, 963 nt
Organism: Penicillium nucicola
Lineage: Eukaryota; Fungi; Ascomycota; Eurotiomycetes; Eurotiales; Aspergillaceae
Exons: 9
Coding region: 1-963 (320 amino acids)
Source: RefSeq, a predicted model, not a curated record
AUGGUCCGACCGGAUCUGGGCCAAGUGGAUUUCUGGCGUGCAGGUGGCUUGCUCCUCAAGCGGCUUUACCUCGACGACCUGUUCGUUUGUCUGGCUGCUAUGUGUCUAAUUGGCGAUCUGGCGAUCCAACAUUACAUGUUUAAUCAGGGCAUGUCGGAUAUGGCAAACGCAACUGCAGUGGAGAUGAUCAACAUGAUGAAGAUGAUCAUCCCGGGCUCUACAUUGUAUGUCACUGCGCUGUGGCUGAUCAAGUCCAGCAUGGUGAUCUUUUACAAGCGCCUGGCGGAUCGAACCCAGUACCAGAUUGUGUACAAUAUCACACUUGCUUUCCUGGCUGCGACCUGGCUAGUACUGUUCUUUGAUAUUGUCUUCAAGUGCUAUCCGCCCCGACGCCAGUGGGAGAGUGUUUUAGAUGCCGAAUUGGCAUGUCCCCAAGGACCUUCAACAGUAAACUAUUGGCUCACUAUCCUCUUCAACAUCUUCAGUGAUGUUUUCAUUAUUUGCCUCCCGAUCUCGCAAGUUGUGCGACUCAAGAUGCCCAGGAAGCAAAAGUGGGGUGUCAUCUCUGUUUUCCUUCUCGGUGUUCUUGUUGUCAUUUCCAGCAUCAUCCGGGCAAUUUACUCCUACCGUAAUGAGCAAAUGAUCACUUGCACCGUGUCCAUGGUUGAAACCGCCAUCGCUAUCAUUGCUUCCUGUCUACCCGUUCUCCGCACCCUCGUAUUCGGCUCGCACUCUCGCACAGGAACCUAUAGCGGCCGCCGUGGCUACGAGCUCUCGCAAUCUGGCCUCAACGCCAGCAAGCAGCAAACCACCGUCUCCGUCUCACAAAGUCACGCUGACCGCGGCGCGGAUGAGGUUUCGUUCAAUGACUCCGAGGACGGAUUGGUGAAGGACACGGCAUUGAGUUCUGGACCAGGAAUUGCUGUCAGACACGAGUAUUUCGUGCAUGAGGAUCAUGCGUAA